This is a messenger RNA of Diaporthe batatas, 1910 nucleotides long. RefSeq lists its product as uncharacterized. Gene Ontology annotation, biological process: metal ion transport; transmembrane transport. The transcript has 3 exons. Gene Ontology annotation, cellular component: membrane. Gene Ontology annotation, molecular function: metal ion transmembrane transporter activity. The record is from RefSeq and is a predicted model, not a curated record. The coding region runs from base 267 to 1781 and encodes 504 amino acids. Lineage: Eukaryota; Fungi; Ascomycota; Sordariomycetes; Diaporthales; Diaporthaceae.
GCAGAUGCCUUGCUCCGCCACCCUUCCUCAUAAUCCUGUGGUGCGCGGUAGUCGUUUCAUUGGGCAUUCUUGAAGGUUUGCCUAGCAUGUCAGCGUGGAUAUUACCAGUGUAAAAACAACUGGGGUUACAUUGCAUGCGAGAAAGUCCUUUCGGCGAAUGACGUCUGUUAACUCCUCGUUUGGGUUGGCUGAGAGCAGAUCCUACGCUAAUAUUGUAGGGUGAACGUGUACCUGGACGAACUUUCACGAUUGAACAAAUACGCAUUAUGCACCAAAGAGCAUCGAUUCUAGACUUUAAGAUUGACUCGGUUGCUGGAGUGGAGACCUGUGAGCUCAAACGUUGCAACGGCCUUGCACAGCUGGAGCAUUACUUCGAGGAGCACAAAAAGAAUGCCAAGAUUUCGAAUGAACGCCGGCUACUGAUCGUCGAGACUGCCACUAACGAAUUCACUUUCCAAGGACUUAAAAAACAACUCACGUCGGAGCUCGGCGUAUCUGAAGAUAUUUUCCAGAGGCAUCAAUGGAGCCAGACAACUUUUCGCUUCAAUGAAGUGAUCAACUGCCCAAGAUUACCGACGACCGCCCGGCCGAGAACGUCUUUCAGCUUGGAAUAUUUUGAGCUGUGGCAUGUCGACGCUUCAUGCCACGCGUGGUUCAACCGUCAUAACCCGGCUACAGUGAGAUGCGGAUCCACGGGAAGGCAAAUCCAGUGCUACCACUGGAUGGAGUCGCGGGGAAAUGGAUGGCUCUUGGUCGCGCCGCGCAAAUGUUCCUUCUGGUCAAAACAAGACGGAGACGGAUGGAAAGCGGUCAUCCUUUGUGAUCCAGCUCCCAGAACAGUCCGGUUGAAUGAUGAUUCGGACACUUUGAUCGACGUGAAGAUCACCGCCUUCGAGAAGGGUUACCAUGGCUUCAUCCCUGAUGAAGUUCGAGGAUCCAAAUUACGAGAGCCAUCACACCUAUCCUUGUUAGACGACAUAACCUACUACUUCGAGCACUAUGUGGAUGUCCUCGGACAUCUAGCAGACCCCGCAUCAGCGGCGAUAUUCCCUCGAAAGGUGGUGGCCAGCCAUUACUGUCAGCUUCUCGGAUUUGUCAGUCACCAGACAGCCUCGAUGCGCUCGUCCGGGUGGGCCGCCCAGCGUAGGACAGUGCAGGAGAUCAACGAGAGCAACCAGGUCGAGACGGCAUGGCGCCAAUUCAAAUGCCCGGAAUACCUCGAAGCGCUGGGCGCCGUGCUGGACUCUCUCGGCAUUCCUCAGGGGCACGAGCCUUAUGAAAUUUUUGACACCAGAUCUGCAGUCGAAGUUUCAUCAAAGUACAAGGCUCGAGAAAGGCCGCUGGAUGACGACGACUGGCGGUCAUCAGUGCCGGACUUCCUCUAUCUCCACCGCGAAUUCCGCGCACACCUGGCCGAUUAUGCGCGAAUGACUUCAUCGCUGGCGGCCCUGAAUGGCAUGAUCGGCGGCCGCAUAGCUAUCCUCGAAGCUCGCACGGCGAGAUCAUUAACCCUCGUGGCAAUGGUGUUUGCUCCGCCGGCAUGCGUAGCCUCGAUAUUCAGCAUUCCAUUCGAUAUGUUCGGCCAGGAUGGAGGCCCGCGUUUCUGGUGGUAUUGGGUAGCUGCCAUCCCCUUAACUCUGGUUGUAUUCCUUUUGACAUAUCUGGUACAUGAAAGGGAUGGUUUCUUUAGGCUGUGGGAGACCAAGAAGAAAGCACAUGGUCCAGAAGACAUGAAAGACAGGAUGGCAAAUGGACAUCACCGGUCUAAGGAAUUGGUAUAACCAGCUUGAAUGACGUGAAUUUCUAAUGGGUAGAUAAGGGUGGCCCAUUCGUUGAGAGUAUCAAAUCAAAAACGCGCCCGAGUUACUGUCCACAACCGUCCCCGUCACGCUCGGGUCCUUCAUCAGGAA